AUGAUGCUGCUCAGGAGGGGGCUUUCGACAGGGGGACCCCCCUUCCCCGCCUUUGCUGCUGAUGGGGGCCCCCGCAGCAGCGGCUUCAAUCCGCACCUGCAUCAAAUCACCACUUCCGUUUACCCUUAUUUCCCCAUCACUUCCGUUCAGCCUCACAGUGCCUCGCUGGGAAGGGGAGGCCCUCUGCUGCUGUCUUCUGCAAACCUCCCCGAGGGCCCCUCUCACCAAGACGGGAGCAUAAAGGGUACUGCACAGACAGCGACGGGCCGUCUGUGGGGCUCCCAUGUCCCUCUUUACCUAGUGCUCAUGCCAAAAUCCCCGUGGUUGCAUCUGCGGCAGCUGCCGGUGCAGCAGCAGCAGCAACAGCUGCUGCAGCGGCAGCUACUGCGCGUGAGGGCCCCAGGAGGCCCCCCGACCCCACAUAUGUACAGGUGCAUGCACAGCAUUCCUCUGGAGGAACAAAAGCAACAACAACGGCAGAAGUUGCAAGAGCAGGGGCAGACUGAGCCGCAGCAGCAGCAGCAGCCGGAGCAGCAGCAGCAGCAGCAGCACCAGCAGGAAGGAUGGGAUGCCUUGGCUUCGGGUCCUCCUUCGGUUCGUUUGAGUCGAGUUGUCUUGCUGAACAAAAUUACGCGUUUCGAGGUAUCCUUGGCUGAGAGAAUGGCUGCCUGGAGGCGGCAGCACCUCUCCCACAGCAAAAGCAGCAGCAGCAGCAGGAGUGGCAGCACCAGCAGCGUGGAAGCAGAAGCAAAAGGACCGGCAGCUGCAGCAGCAGCACGAGCUGCAGCAAAACCAGGAGAGAAGGGUGUAGGGGAUACUGAUGCGGCUUUGUACACGCCUGGCAGCCGUGCGUACGAAGCGGCAGCAGCAGCAGCUGAAGCAGCAGCAGCAGCAACACUGGCCCGCGACUUCCCCACGGCCUAUCGCACGCAUCUGCUGCAUCAGAAAGCAGCAGCGGAGCUGUACAGACAGCUGAGAGAGGAAUACGGACUCCACGUGACGCUAAUCAAGGCCAGAACUGUCCAGGGCCUUCGUCUCACCCGCAAAGGAGCCGUCGCCUUGCCUCCUGAUGCCAUCAUCUCAGCAGGAGGUGACGGUACGUAUCUGGAGGCGGCCUCAAUAAUCCCCGGUUACAUCCCAGGUGGCCCCUCCGGGCCCUGGCUAUUUGGCUUUAACACUGACCCCUCCCGCUCGGAAGGCAGGCUCUGCGUGAAGCCCCCCAAACGCAUGCAGCAGCAGCAGCAGCAGCAGCAGCAGCAGCGGCAGCAGCAGCAACAGCUCGAAGUGCAACAAGAACAGCAACCGCAGCAGCAACAGAAGCAGGAGCAUGAAUCGCAGCAGCAGCAGCAACAACAGCAGCAGCAGCAGUCGGUUGCUGUUGGUGCCCCGCUUAUGUUUCAAACCCCCCGCGUUCCGGGGCCCCCAGCUUCUGCCGGUGACAAGGGCAAGGUAUCGGGGGCCGUCGCUGCAGUGGGGGGCCCUGGGGAUCACCCAGCAGGUGAGGCUGUAGAGUUUGUUAAGGAGUGCGACGAUGCAGCGGAUGUGGAGGUGUACGUACGCCGCACGCUGCAGCACCUGCUACAAGGGGGGGCCCGUCUGGUGUCUCGCCAGCGCAUUCGCCUGACUUUGUCUUUCCCGCUGUGCAUGCAGCAACAGGUCAUGCAGCGCCUAGCUGCUGUUGCUCCCGACGGGUCUGCAGCAGCAACCGGCAACAGCAGCAGCAGCAGCAGCAGCACGGGGAGUGGUUGUGGUAGUAGUAGUGGAACAGGGAGUAUGCACAGCAGCGAGCGGGUGGGCCCUCAGACGGUUGGGGCCAACAUGAGUCAAGUUGCUGCAGAGCUGCUGCAUAUUGAAUCUCAGAGGGAGAAACACUCUGUGGGAGGGGCCCCCCUAACAGGGUCCCAGGGGGGCCCCCAAGCGGGUCCCCACGGGGGGCUCCCCUUGAAACAGGAGGGGGUGCCCUACUCUGCAGGCGGUACAGAUAGCAAGGGACCCCCCUCUGCAGCAGCAGGAUGGGGGGGUGGGGCCCAGGGUUGGGGCCCCUGUUUUGAGGGUCUCACGUUCGAUGCAGCAAAAGCGCAGGGACGAGGAGAAGGAGAUGAAGCGGUCAAAGAAGAGACAAUGAAGCUGUGUCUGCCACUUUUAUCUGUUAAUGAUGUUUUUGUCUCGGAUGCAAAUGUAGCAAAGACUCUUUAUGCUGAUGUUUGGACAGCAGCAGGCAUUUGCCUUUAUGCAGAAGAGAAGAGGCGGCGGCUUCUCAAGCUGAGCCACUCUGGGCUGGGGUGUAAUUUGGAGGCGUAUUAUCGUGUCAAGGCGUACAGUACGGGAUCGAGCGCGUGGAAUUACAACAUGGGCUCCAUCGGGAAGGAACAGGCCAAGGCCGUAGCAGAGCAGUUAAUGCACCUGAGGCCCCAACUCAAAGAAUGGGGACCCCUCAGCGAUGCGGAGCUGCAGCAAAUAGUCUCGGGGGCCAACCACCAUCUCCUCCUGGACCCUGGGGCCCUUCUCCUGCGUUUUCUUGUUCGAGAGCCGAUUGAAAACAGGGUUUUCUCUUGCGAGCGGAACAUGGGGGUGGGCCGAGAGGUGCGGGUGAAGCCUCUGGCUGGAGAAAUUGUUGUGGCGUUGGACGGCCUGGUGCAGCUGCAGCUGCCGCCCUUAGUGGAGAUUCAGCUGUCUGUACAUCCCAGCGAUGCCCUCUGGACUGCCCAGUGA
Molecule: messenger RNA, 2712 nt
Organism: Eimeria mitis
Lineage: Eukaryota; Apicomplexa; Conoidasida; Eucoccidiorida; Eimeriidae
Exons: 6
Coding region: 1-2712 (903 amino acids)
Biological process (GO): NAD+ metabolic process
Cellular component (GO): mitochondrion
Molecular function (GO): NAD+ kinase activity
Source: RefSeq, a predicted model, not a curated record